Molecule: messenger RNA, 801 nt
Organism: Erinaceus europaeus (western European hedgehog)
Lineage: Eukaryota; Metazoa; Chordata; Mammalia; Eulipotyphla; Erinaceidae
Product: anionic trypsin-like
Exons: 5
Coding region: 6-746 (246 amino acids)
Biological process (GO): proteolysis
Molecular function (GO): serine-type endopeptidase activity
Source: RefSeq, a predicted model, not a curated record
UCAUCAUGAACCCUCUGCUGAUUCUCGCCUUAGUGGGAGCUGCUGUCGCUUUCCCCAGUGACGAUGAUGACAAGAUCGUCGGGGGCUACACCUGCCAGGAGAACUCUGUUCCUUACCAGGUGUCCCUGAACUCUGGCUAUCACUUCUGCGGAGGCUCCCUCAUCAAUGACCAGUGGGUGGUGUCCGCAGCUCACUGCUACAAAUCCCGCAUCCAGGUGAGGCUGGGAGAGCACAACAUCGAGGUCCUGGAGGGCAACGAGCAGUUCAUCAACUCUGACAAGGUCAUCCGCCACCCCGGCUACAACAGUUGGACCCUGGACAACGACAUCAUGCUGAUCAAGCUGUCCACCCCUGCCGUCCUCAGCUCCCGGGUGUCUGCCAUCUCUCUGCCCUCCUCCUGCGCUCCUGCUGGCACCCAGUGCCUCAUCUCUGGCUGGGGAAACACCCUGAGCUCUGGCACCAACUACCCUGACCUGCUGCAGUGCCUGAAUGCUCCCCUGCUGAGCCAGGCCCAGUGUGAGGCCUCCUACCCUGGGCAGAUCACUGACAACAUGGUGUGUGCUGGCUUCCUGGAGGGAGGCAAGGACUCCUGCCAGGGUGACUCUGGUGGUCCUGUGGUCUGCAAUGGAGAGCUGCAGGGAGUUGUCUCUUGGGGCUAUGGCUGUGCCCAGAGGAACAAGCCUGGAGUCUACACCAGGGUGUGCAACUUCGUGAACUGGAUUCAGCAGACCAUAGCUGCCAACUAAAGCCCCAGUCCCUGCCCAUCAGGAUGCUAAUAAAGUGACAGUGCCUCCUUCACUU